GAUUUCAUGACGUUCGCGACCACGUGACGCGCCGGUCAGCUGACUGCCGUCUUCCGGGUCGUCAGUCGGUGUUUACUCGGAAAUAAUCUGCUCGUUUUUCUGCUUUUUGAAGGAUUUCUACGACAGAAUCGAGGUAAAGUGUGAACUUUAUAACAUCGAUAAAGACAAACUUAGAGCUUCUUUACAGUCAGAUAUUUACUGAGAUUAACGGACUGACUCCAACUCUACAAACUGAAAACACAUUUAGACUCUCAGAUUUUAACUCAGAGAGAGCGGAAUAAUGAACAAAUGUCAGGUUUCUACAGUCAGUCCGAGUUAAAGGAACAUUCUGGGCUUUUAAAGAGGUUUUCAGAGGGGUCUACAGGGGCGGAGUUACUGUUUUCAGGGGCCACCUUUAACUCUGGGCCCCCCACCUCUCUCUAAAAUGUCUCUAUAAUCAUAAAGGCUCUCUGUGAAAGGUGAAGUAACUUCAGACAUGUUGUGACCUUUAAUUUCGACAUAAACAUUUAUGAGUCCAAAUAAUCAGAUGCUGUGUUGAUGUUGAUGUUGGUUUGGUCUGAUCUAAAGUGUUGACAGACUGUUUUUAUGAAAAUAGAGAAAAACAACAAGUUCCCUAAAGUAGGUCCAGGUUCAUGUUUCUCAUCUUUUCUCAUCGGCUCCUUUUUUUUCUAAAACUGUGAACCUCAGUGAAACCAGGGGCCUCAUUUAUCAACUGUUUGUAGAAAAGGUUCUAGAUUCUGUCGUAGGAAUAAAAUGUCGAAUAAGAACAAAAAACUCUUGGUCACUGGGAUGAUGGCGUCGGGGCGUUUUGUCUCUCGCUCCGACACGGUUGUAAAUCUCGGAUCAUAAAUCCAUUCAGAUGUUUUUGGGGAUGCGGUACCUGCUGAGAAUCCACUCUGAGUUCUCACUGAACUGAUCAGCACGCUCUUUGGAAACGCCGCGCUCCCUGAGGAGGAGGAGAUCAGGACCAUCCAGUCCUGGUUCUGGUUCUUGUAGUACAGAGAUUUCUCCAGAUCCUCUGAAUCUUUGAAUGAUCUGAUGUUCUGUAGACGAUGAAAUCCACUCAGGAACUUUACUCUGAAACUGUUGAACUGUUGAACUCACGCAGUCUCUCACAGAGCCGUGAACCUCUUCGUAUAUUUCCUUCUGAGAGACUCCGCCUCUCUGAUCGUCCUUUUCAGACGCAGUCAUGUGACUAACCUGUUCACCUCUUUAGUUAAAGAUGAUCCUCCAGAUGUUUUUACAUCAGCGUUACACGACUGAACACCUGUCCGGUUGUUCCUCUGACUACAGAUGUUUUUUUAUAAACGGACUAAAAUAAAACGCCGUUUCUUCUUUUCUCUGUUUUCAUGUUUAGAAACUUUCGAUCUGUUUUUAUCGACUUUGUUGUUUAUUUGCAGACGCCGCUGUCAGGAUCAUGAACGCCUCUGACACUGACGAUGACUCGUAUAACGAGCGGUCAGCGUUGGUCCCGGCUGAGAAUCCGACGGUGCCGUCUUACAGCCCAGAACCUGACCACACACCCCCCAACAGCUCGCCAGCCAAGAGGGUAAAGGUCAAGUUUUUAUUUUUACAUGACAGCGUCUUUUGGUCGUUUUCGUUGAGGUGUCAUGGCAGAAAUUCUUUGCGAUUGUCGUGGCUGAAUGUCGCCCUCUGCUGGUUCAGCCGCAGGUCACCAGGAGGGCGGGUCCACCUGCGGCGGAUGGCGGCAGCGGCAGCUCCGAUCAGGAUGUCGACCUCGAGGAUGAAGAGCUGACUCUGAAGUACGGAGCCAAACACGUCAUCAUGCUGUUCAUCCCCGUCACGCUCUGCAUGAUCGUGGUCGUCGCCACCAUCAAGUCCGUCAGCUUCUACAGCGAGAAGACCGACCAGCGACUGUACGUCCCCGCACUCCUCGCCGCACAUGUAACCCGCGUUAGAACACUUAACCAUGAUGUCUGUCCCCACAGGAUCUACACGCCGUUUUCAGAGAACACCUCGUCUGUCGGACGCCGGCUCCUGAACUCCGUCCUGAACACCAUCAUCAUGAUCAGCGUCAUCGUGGUCAUGACCAUCCUGCUGGUUGUUCUCUACAAGUACCGCUGCUACAGGGUCAGAAACACCUCCAGUUUUUUUAUACAAAACAAUCAGAACGCCAGAUCAAUAAAAACGCCGACGUCCUGAUGUUCACCUCUGAUACCGACCGUGAGCUCGGAGAGAAAUGAUCAAAUACAGACAAAAUGAUCCUCUGACCUGAAAAUGAAAAAUGACCUAAAGUGACAAAAACUGGAGUUUCCUCUGGUUGCUGAGAAAGAACGGAGCUUUUCAUGUGUCCGAUGCUGCGUCCGAACUGCCCGCUCGGAUACUACAUGCUACUGCUACGUGCUACUGCUAGAUCCUACUCCUACAUACUAAAAACGUUGGCCCAAUUCGGACACACUAGACGAGCGGUGGGGAAAGACGACCCCCGCAGGCAGAGAGUAGGUACUGCGCCCGUGCAGACAGUGGUAACUGAAGCCCCUCAUCUGCGGGCCUGGCUGUAGUACUGCAGCUGUGCAGUUUAAUGAUGGAAUAAGUGAGCUUUACCUCCAUGAUGUCGCCACAUAUUUGCUCAUAAAAUGAUUACUUGUGCAAAUAUGACACCAUGACAUGACAAAGAGAUACAACCGCACAUUUUUUAGGACAGUGUGUGAAGUUACAUGAAACUUACAUCUGUACUGCUGCGGUCCCGCCUGCUGCUGCUGCUGCUGCUCCGACAUGGUGCGCGCUGUUGUCGCCAGCCGGCGUUCGCGACACAUUUAAAUAGGCAGAGCAGCUGGUGGCGCUAGCAUCACAUGCGCUUCUACAACUUUUAAGAGGACGAAGAAGAAGCCCGCGGUGCAUUUUGGGUCAGUAGCAUGCCCGUAGGAUGCACCGAGACCAACCUACAAUGUGGGCGUGUCUAGCAUCUGAAGUAGUAUCUGAAGUAGCAUGCUACUCGCUCCGGUGGUCAAUUCGGACAUGCUAGAUACUACUUCGACUACUACUUGGCAAUUCGGACGCAGCUCGAGUGUUUCUGCCUGCAGUUGACCUCCCUGCAGGCAGAGGGCGCAGUCUUCCGAUCAGGUGUGAUUGAUGUGAUGUCUCUGUGUUUGUUUAGUUCAUUCAGGGCUGGCUCAUCCUGUCCUCCCUCAUGCUGCUCUUCUGGUUCAGCUUCAUGUACCUGGGGUGAGUCCUGCUUUAUUUACACCCGCUCACUAAAGAGGCGUCUCAGCUGCUUCACUGUCCUCGUCUCCUGUCCUUCAGAGAGGUCUUUAAGACGUAUAACCUGGCCGUGGACUACCCGACAGUCGGGGUGAUCAUCUGGAACUUUGGGGCCGUCGGGAUGAUCUGUAUCCACUGGAAGGGCCCCCUCCAGCUGCAGCAGGCCUACCUCAUCCUCAUCAGCGCCCUCAUGGCCCUCGUCUUCAUCAAAUACCUGCCUGAGUGGUCAGCCUGGGUCAUUCUGGGCGCCAUCUCUGUCUACGGUGAGUCGGGGACACUUUGCUGGAGGCAGUGAGAGAGGGUGGAGUCUGUCAGAUGUGGAGUUUGUGUUGUUUGUUCAUCGGUUCUGUUUUUAUCGUUUCAGACCUGGUGGCGGUUCUGUCCCCUAAAGGUCCUCUGAGGAUGUUGGUGGAGACGGCUCAGGAGCGGAACGAGCCCAUUUUCCCCGCCCUCAUCUACUCCUGUGAGUCCAUCCAGUUUGACAUUUCAGAGUUUUUGGGUUUUGUGUCGAAGAAAAAAGAAACAUUUUGGGUUUUUGUUGUAACGAGAAAUGGAGAGAGACGAAGAUGGUCAAAGAGGUCGAAGCCACACGAGAGACACGGUAACCCACUGACACCAAGGCUGACCCCCGACCUCCACCUUCAUCCUGAUCGUCUCCUAAAAGGUCGUAUCCUCCGAUCGUAGCUGAUCGUAACCAUUCAAGUUAACGUGUCAAUUUACACCGACUUCUUUCCGUUCCUCUGCCGAUCGCCGGACUCCUCAGCUGAUCACAAGAGUUCUAUUUUUUCUGGACGCCGGAGCAUGGCGGAUAAAUUCAGCACAGAUUAACCCGUGCUGGAAAGGAAGUCGGGCACAGACACAAAAUAAAACAUCCGGCUUCUUUUCAAAAUAAAACACUCGGGCGGAGACGAACAAGUGAAAGGUUUUUAGACGUCAUUUCACCCCGAUGACACCAUGGAUGAGGAGAUGCUGAUUCUAGAAGUCUAGAAGUAGAUUUCCUCCUCUGGAAGGACACAAUCUACUGCUUAUAUGUCUAUGUGUCUGUCUUUAGAGAGAAACUCGUUAUCGUGAGAUUGAACGUGAAUCUGCGGGUUCUUGUGAGUUCUCGACAUUACCGCUGUCCGUAAUCCGCCACAAAAUUCACCUCACAAACGGACCCGGUAGGAAUUGGCGGACGGUGAAAAUCACCGCCGUUCCAUGGAAGUCAUUGUUCAGACCCCAACAACCCCCCAUUCACGCCAGCAGCUGUCUUCAGAAGCCCACACGGGGACUCAGACCGCUACAGAGCGAACAGUGAUCUGAGGUUGAUGUUGAAAUUUGUGAACGAGAUUUUGUCCACAAGGGGGGGCUAAAGUCAGCACCAAAAGAAAGUUUACGAACAGUCUGCCGAGGUUUUUGUUUUCAUGUUGAUCUUUCUUUGUGUUUCUUCAGCCGCCAUGAUGUGGACGGUGGGGAUGGCGAGCCCAGCAGACGCUCAGCAGCCGGGACACGAAACAGGUCUGAGGUCACAAACAAAGAAUCAUGGGAAAUAGAGGAUGGGCACUGGUUCUCCUCAUCUUCAUAACGCUGUCGCCCUGCUGCCAUUUUCUUUCCAGAUGAGGAGGCGGAGCAGAGCAACAGGUGGGCGGAGCCUGAGAGGAGGCAGUCCAGGUCGCUUCCAGAGGAGGAGCUGGAGGAGGACCGUGAGUUCAGAGUUCAGAUCAGCUGGAAACACCUGAGACAGCACAGGUGUGUCCUUACCUCUCUCUCUCUCUCUCUCUCUCUCUCUCUCUCUCUCUCUCUCUCUCUCUCUCUCUCUCUCUCUCUCUCUCUCUCUCUCUCUCUCUCUCUCUCUCUCUCUCUCUCUCUCUCUCUCUCUCUCUCUCUCUCUCUCUCUCUCUCUCUCUCUCUCUCCCCCUGUAGGAGGGGUGAAGCUGGGUCUGGGGGAUUUCAUCUUCUACAGCGUCCUGGUCGGAAAAGCGGCGGCGACGGGAGGAGACUGGAACACCACGCUCGCCUGCUUCGUCGCCAUCCUCAUCGUGAGUUUUAUUUUGAAAGGGCGCACCGCCAGACUUCCUCCGUUACACCUGUAUCUCACCUGUCCUUCUCACCUCUCAGGGCCUGUGUCUGACCCUGCUGCUGUUAGCCAUCUUUAAGCGAGCGUUGCCGGCGUUGCCGAUCUCCAUCGCCUUCGGCCUCGUCUUCUACUUCUCCACGGACUUCCUGGUUCAGCCGUUCAUGGACAACCUGGCUGCUCACCAGUUCUACAUCUGACACAAGCCCCGCCCCCUCGCCUUUUACCUCCACAUUUACCUGCAGGACUGACAAAGACUCGUCUCCGCUCAUGAGCAGGUGAUCUCACCUGUCCGUACGAGUCUGAUCAUUAGAAAACAGGAAGUGAUGUAACGCAGACAGCAGAAGCUCAGGUGUGUUUUUGAUCAGCUGCUGAAGAAGAAGAAGAAGAAGGAGGACAGGUGUGUUAGGAAAAAUCCACCUUAAAUCCUGAAUCUGCAGAGUCUGUGUGACCAGAAUAAACCACGGCUGCGUUUGAUUGGCUGAUGCUCCUGUCAGUCAAAACAAACACGCCCCUAAAAACAGGUGCUUUGUUCCUUUAAUUAAGUCGAAUAUCCUCCAUUUUCAAUCACAGCUGUGAAAACUGAGAGUCACAGCAGAGCGCCUCCUGCUGGCUGUGAACAGGAGACUUUAUUAUGUCAAAUAUUGAUGCUCUGCAGUGAUUUAAGGUGGAUUUUUCCAUGAACUCGUUCAGUUCCUGAUCUUAUUUCUUAACAAAGCUCCAUAAAGGCGUCGUUAACUUAUUUAGAUUAGAGUAAAAAUUAGUUUUUGUUUGAGUUAAACUUUUUAUCAAACUUUAGAGAAAACCAGGUGACCUUUAUUAACCCCAACAGAGACUCUGAAGAGCUGGUAUGAAGAUAGAAAUAAACCUGCAGUUAUUUUGUGUCUCUACUCCAGUUUAGUUCAAUUCUCUCCUUUUGUAAAUAUGAGAAUAAAUUUAAUAAUCUUUUCACUUUGA
Messenger RNA from Xyrichtys novacula (pearly razorfish), 6232 nucleotides. Lineage: Eukaryota; Metazoa; Chordata; Actinopteri; Labriformes; Labridae. The record is from the annotation of a GenBank genome assembly.